Messenger RNA from Tupaia belangeri chinensis (Chinese tree shrew), 6534 nucleotides. RefSeq names its product fer-1 like family member 5 (gene FER1L5). The coding region runs from base 106 to 6234 and encodes 2042 amino acids. The record is from RefSeq and is a predicted model, not a curated record. Gene Ontology annotation, cellular component: membrane. NCBI's taxonomy places the organism in Eukaryota, Metazoa, Chordata, Mammalia, Scandentia, Tupaiidae. Gene Ontology annotation, biological process: plasma membrane organization; membrane fusion. The transcript has 53 exons.
UCCUCCUGGCCUUCACUCUGGGAGAAGCCUUGGACCAGACCAAGGAGCUCCAAGAAGGACGCUGUGGCACUGCAGAAGGAAGAGGGGAGAAAGCAGGUCUGAGAGAUGCUUCGGCUCGUGGUGGAGUCAGCCCGGAUCAUCCCACCCAUAACCCCCCCACCCAGACCCUGCAUGACCGUCUACUUCAGAGAUGCCAAGAAGAGAACCCGCAUGGAGGAAGGGAAUAACCCCGUAUGGAAUGAGACCCUAAUCUGGCCCCUCUGGGACCAUCCACUGGAAAAUGACUCCUUCCUGCAAAUCAUCCUUCGGGACGUGGGCUCAAAAAAGAAAGAAAGGUUCAUUGGCCUGGCCACAAUACCGCUCAAGCCGUUGGUGAAACAACCAAGUGAGGUCCUUUUCGUGAAGGAUCUGACCCUGCUCAACCAUUCCAUGACAUCCACAGACUGUACUGUCACCCUGCAGGUGGCCCUUAUGACCAAGAAGGAUAUUGAGAAAACAGGGGAUGAAGACCUCCUGGGCUUAACCAUGAGAGAGGCGGCUAGGCAGAAGCUGCUGGUUCCCAGCUCCCCCGAGCAAAGGGCCCUGUCCUCAAAGCCUCAGCACUUUCAGGUUCGGGUAAAGGUGUUCGAAGCCCGACAGCUGAUGGGCAACAACAUCCAGCCCGUGGUGAAGGUGACCAUUGGGGGCCAGGAGCAGCACACACGGCUCAAGAUGGGAAACAACCCUUUCUUCAAUGAGACCUUCUUCCAGAAUUUCCAUGAGGUUCCUGCAAAGUUCUUUGAUGAGGUCAUCUCAAUCCAGGUGAUGAACUCCUCGGCAAUGCGAUAUAAAGCAGAGAUCGGGAGAUUCCAAACAGAUAUUGGGUAUAUCUACCAUUCUCCAGGUCACACACUCCUGAGGAAGUGGUUAGGCCUCUGCAACCCACACAAGCCCGGCAGUGGUGUGACAGGCUACCUGAAAGUCACCAUCUGUGCCCUCGGCGUGGGAGACCAGGCCUUGGUGGAUCAAAAGCUGCCCUAUGGGGCUGACGACACCAGUAUUCGGAUCUUCAAGUCAGCCGCAGCCCCCAUCCACGCGGCUUACCUGCAGUUCUUCAUCUACUGCGCGGAGGACCUUCUUCUCAAGAAAAACCUCUCAGUGAAUCCUAUGUUGGAGGUGGAACUCAUUGGGGAAAAGCUCAAGACAAACGUGCAGACCAAAACCGAGAACCCGAUAUGGAACCAGAUCCUGACCUUCCAGAUUCAGCUGCCCUGCCUGUCCAGCUACAUCAGGUUCCGAGUCCUGGACUGCUCUGCGAAAAACUGCCAGGAUGAGAUCGGCACUGCCAGCCUGUACCUCAACCAGAUCUCGUCCACCGGAGAGGAGCUCGAAGGGAUGUUCUCUGGCUUCCUACCCUGCUUCGGCCCCAGCUUCCUGACUCUCCAUGGGGGUAAAAAGGCCCCUUUCAGGAUCCAGGAUGGCACUUGUAUCCCCGACUCUGUUAGGGACGGCUUGGCAUAUCGGGGCCGAGUCUUCCUGGAGUUAAUCACCCAAGUCAAGUCCCAUCAAGACUCUAGGAUGAAGGAUCUCUCCCAGGAAGUGACCAGGAUAGAGAAGCACCAGAACCGCCAAAAGUACGGGCUGUGCGUCGUCUUCCUCUCCUGUACCAUGAUGCCCAACUUUAAGGACCUGAUUCAGUUCGAGGUCAGCAUCGGCCACUACGGAAACAAGACGGACCUGGGUUACAAGCCUCUAGUCUCAACCACGCAGUACAGCCCAGUGAUACAUGACGGGGACAUCUACCAUUAUGUGCCCUGGUACAACACCAAGCCUGUCGUGGCCGUGACCUCCAACUGGGAGGACGUCAGCUUCCGCAUGAACUGCCUCAACCUCCUCCACUUCACUCGGGACCGCCUGAAAGCCAACCUGGACACCCUGAAGUCCAUGCGGAAUCCGAGGGACCCGGCUCUGCUCCACCAGUGGCAGAAGCUGCUCAGGGAGUUGGUGGAGGACUGCAAGCGCCCUCUGCCCUGCAUGACCGAUCAGCCCAAAGCCACUGACCUAGACAGGAAGAGGUGGCAUCUCCGCAGUCUGCUGCUGGUGGAACUGGCCCAAAAGGCCAAGGAAGCCAAGCCCAGGGACAUGGUGGCCACCGUGGAGGGCUGGCUGCACCGCCUCAAUGCCGUGCUCCCCGAGCCACAGAUGAGCCUCCCGGACGUGAUGAUCUGGCUGAUGGCCAAGGAGGAGCGAGUGGCCUACGCCCGGGUGCCCGCGCACACCAUCCUGUUCUCCCCGGCUGGGCCCCUGCACUCCGGCAGGUUCUGUGGGAAGAUCCAGUCGCUCCUCCUGCAGUACCCAGAGGGCGAAGGACAGCCGGACACGCUCCCGGCCCACCUGAGGGUCUGCAUGUGGCUCGGCAACGUCACGGACAGCAAGGAGCUGCAGCUGCUGCGCAAGGGCACCAUGGUGGUGUACGCCGAGACGUACGAGAAUCAGGCCAAGUAUAAAGACCAGUGGGGACAGCAGGGGCUGUAUCGCUGCCCCAACUUCUCGGACGUCACGGGGCAAAAGUCUGUCCCCAAAACAGAUUUCAAGGUGCCCGUGGGAUGGCACUGGCAGGACAGCUGGAGAGUGGAGCCCCAGAGGAGACUCCUCCUGGACACGGACAUCAACAAGAGCCAAGUGCUGGAGGAGGUGUACGAGAACCAGGUCCGCAACGCUGCAGGCGCCUGGGUGCCCGCCGCCACCCCCAACACAGACGUGAACGGGGAGCCUGUGGAGGCCCGGGAGAAUGUGAAGUGCCCCCAAGGCUGGCACUUUAAGAAGAACUGGAUCGCAGAGCUGAACCACGCGGUGGACAGUGAGGGCUGGGAGUACGGAGUGGGGAUCCCACCCUCCGGCCUGCCCCACGUCUGGAGCUCAGUGGAGAAGACCUACCAUUCGUGCCGCCGGCGGCGCUGGGUGCGUGUGCGCUUCCGGAACCACACGGAGCUGAGCAAGGAGCAGGAGACCCUCUCCUUCCUGCAGCUGCAAGGCCCCGACCUGGCCAAGGAGGAGGGCUGGGAGUACGGCACCUUCGGCUCCAAGUUCCACCUAGACCCUCAGCCCCAGAGCCGGUUCCGUCGCCGCUGCUGGCACCGCAGGCUGGCCCCCAACAAGGACAAGGGCGUGGCACCCAUAUUCCUCCUGGAGGGAUCCCUGGCUAUGGAUCUAAAACAGCAAACCAAGAAGGAAGAGGACAGCAAGUCGUGGCGACGGUCCAUCGGGGAAUCUUGGAAGCGGGCCCCAGAGGACACCCGGCCCCCCCCCAUGCCCUUCAUCUACUACACCUUCGACAAGCCCCACUACUACCAGCUCUUCUGCUACAUCUACCAGGCCCGGGACCUGACGUCCAGCCAGAGCCCGGCGUUCCAGGGGCCCUUCAUCCGGGUGGUUUUCCUGAACCACAGCCAGCGCACCCAAAUGCUGGGGAGCUCCGCAGCCCCUACCUGGGCCCAGACACUCAUCUUCCAGCACCUCCUCCUGUACGAGAACCCCGAGGACACCAGGGCCAGCCCGCCGCUCGUGGUGCUGGAGCUGUGGCAGCAGGACUCCUGGGGCAAGGAGAGCUUGUGGGGACGGAGCAUGUGGCCCCCGCUGGUCUGGCUGGAUCUCCAAGACAGGAGCCUGCGCCCCAUGAGGUGGCACCCCCUUGUCAGAGAGCUGGGGGAGGAAGAGGGCGAGAUCUUGGCAUCCUGUGAGCUGAUCCUCGAGACUGAGAAGCUGAGAGAGAAGCACAUGCCAAUCCUGAGCGUCCCCUGGAAGAAUGGGAUCUGCACGCUGCCCAAGAGCAUCCAGCCCACACUGAGGAAGACGGCCAUCGAGGUCCUGGCCUGGGGCCUCCGGAACAUGAAGGUGGCGAGCUCCCCGCAGCUCCUGGUGGAGUGUGGGGAAGAGACCCUGAGGACUGAACCCAUCAGGGACUUCCAGACCAAUCCCAACUUCCCCGAGCCCACCCUCUUCUUCACGGUGUUCAUGCCUACAGAGGAGGCCUACGCACUGCCCCUGGUGCUGAAGGUGGAGGACAACUGGUACUUCGGCCGGAGGACCGUGGUGGGCCAGGCCAGGGUGGACUUCCUGCAGCCCUACUUCUGUGACCCCUGGGCUCAGCACUACGUGGUCCCGCGGCCUCCAGUGCUGUCCAUCAAGAAGCGGCAGCACUUCCUAGGGUACUUCUACGAAAAGUUCUGGUACAAGUCCACCAAAACCGAGGAGGAAUACGAGCACGAGGUGGAUUGGUGGAGCAAGCUGUUCUGGGCCACGGGGGAUGAGCACAAGUCCCUGAAGUACAAGUACAGAGACUACCACACCAUAAAGGUGUAUGACUGCGAGCUGGAGGCUGUGCCUGCCUUCCAAGGCCUGCAGGACUUCUGCCAGACCUUCAAGCUCUACCAGGAGCAGCCCAGGCUGGACAGCCCCGUGGUGGGCGAAUUCAAGGGUCUCUUCCGCAUCUACCCUUUUCCUGAGAACCCGGAUGCCGCAAAGCCCCCACGCCAGUUCUCAGUUUGGCCUGACAGAGAGGACUUCCCUCAGUCGUGCCUGGUGCGGGUGUACGUGGUACGAGCCAUCAACCUGCAGCCCCAGGACUACAACGGCCUGUGUGACCCGUACGUGGUCCUGAAACUGGGGCAGAUGACGCUCGGCAACCGGGACGUGUACCAGCCCAACACCGUGGAUCCCGUCUUUGGCAUGCUGUUCGAGCUCACCUGCAACAUCCCCCUGGAGAAGGACCUAGAGGUCCAGCUCUACGACUUCGACCUGCUUUCCCCUGAUGACAAGAUCGGCACGACAGUCAUCGACCUAGAAAACCGGCUCCUGUCUGGCUUUGGGGCUCGCUGUGGGCUCUCCAAAUCCUACUGCCAGUCAGGGCCCUUCAAGUGGCGGGACCAGAUGCCCCCAAGCUACCUCCUGGACCGCUACGCCAAGCGGAAGGGGCUGCCUCCGCCUGUGUUCAAUGCCGACGAGGACUCCGUUUUUUACAACGGGAGAACAUUCAGGCUGAAAAGCUUUGAGCCCAAGACCCCUAACAUUCACGGCCUAGGCUCUAAGAAGGAACGUCUUGCCCUGUACAUCCUGAACACCCAGAGGCUGGUACCUGAGCACGUGGAGACCCGCACGCUGUACAGCGACAGCCAGCCGGGCAUCGACCAGGGAAAGGUACAAAUGUGGGUGGACAUCUUCCCCACGAAGCUGGGGCCUCCUGGCCCCCCGGUCAACAUCAGCCCUAGAAAGCCGAAACGGUACGAGCUGCGCUGCGUCAUCUGGAAAACCGCCAACGUGGACCUGAUGCGUGACACCUUGAGUAAAGAGAAAACGAGUGACAUCUACAUCAAAGGGUGGCUCUACGGGCUGGAGAAGGAUGUGCAGAAGACGGACAUCCACUACCACUCCGUGACUGGGGAGGCCUACUUCAACUGGCGCUUCAUCUUCACCAUGGACUACCUGGCGGCGGAGCGCGUGUGCGUCCAGAGCCAGAAGGAUUACAUCUGGAGCUUGGACCCCACCUCGAUGAAGUUCCCAGCGCGGCUCAUCAUCCAGGUCUGGGACAAUGACGUCUUCUCCCCUGAUGACUUCAUAGGGGUCCUGGAGCUGGAUUUGUCCGAUAUGCCGUUGCCGGCCCGCCACGCCAAGCAGUGCACCAUCAAGAUGAUGGAGGCCGACCCCAAGUGGCGCCACUUCCUGCGACACAAGCACUUCUCCCUCUUUACGAAGAGGACUGUAACUGGCUGGUGGCCUUGCCAGGCCUCAGACGGUGGCAAAUGGCGCCUGUCGGGCAAGGUGAAGAUGACCCUGGAGAUUCUGUCCGAGAAGGAAGCCUCCAUCAAGCCAGCCGGGCGAGGCCAGUCAGAACCCAACCAAUACCCUACCCUCCAACCUCCCCCCCGCAUCUACACCUCUCUCAUGUGGCUCCGGUCACCUAUUCGAUAUUUCUGCCACGUUUUCUGGAAACGCUACCGCUUCCAAAUCAUCCUCCUCUCGGCCAUAGCGACUAUAGGGCUUAUGCUGUUCAAUUUCAUCUAUUCAGCCCCGCACUACUUGGCCAUGACCUGGGUCAAGCCUGAACUUCGGCUGAAUCCUCCCAUCAGCAUAGUCAAUCUCAUCACGUCACUCAACACCAGCAAUGACAGUUCCACCAUCCUCACCACCCAGGAUCCGAACCUAAAGUCUACAACACACCAACAGCUGAACUCCUCCCGGAGCACAAGAAUCAUCUGAGUGAUUGUUCCAGAACUUCCAGCCCCGCGGGACUAACUCACGUGCUGCAUGCCCGCCUUCCCCUGCCUAGACCAGCUCCACCCUUGGACUGCCCACCGGUUCCUUGUUUCCGUCUCUAGGACACAUGUGAGGGGCGAGGGGUGAGGGGCACCCUGGCUACGCUGUUCAGAAAGCCCUUCCGACAAGGACAGCAGAGCUGCAGUUUCCCACUGAAAUAAACACGUUCCGUAACAGAGCCAUCUUGUAAUCUGAGAGGCUGAGAAAGGCUAAAGAAAAAAACUUCAAAGUGGGACCAGCACC